Paecilomyces variotii is the source of this 645-nucleotide messenger RNA. RefSeq lists its product as hypothetical. The transcript is spliced from 2 exons. Lineage: Eukaryota; Fungi; Ascomycota; Eurotiomycetes; Eurotiales; Thermoascaceae. Bases 1 to 645 code for a protein of 214 amino acids. Gene Ontology annotation, biological process: late endosome to vacuole transport; endosome transport via multivesicular body sorting pathway; protein transport. The record is from RefSeq and is a predicted model, not a curated record. Gene Ontology annotation, cellular component: ESCRT III complex; multivesicular body.
AUGCCUCGGCAAGAUCCCAUCUUCGAAGCCCGUGCCAAAGUGCAAUGGCACAUGAACCGGCUCAAAAAAGAAGCCAUCCGCGCCGGCAAGACCUCCGAAGCCGAAGAAAAGAAAGCCGACCGAGCGAUCGAGAACCGCGAAUUCGACAUCGCGCGCAUCCACGCCGGCUCCGCCGUCCGCGAAAAGAAACGCCAAAUCAAACUGAAAUACGAAGCCGCGCACGCCGAAGUGAUCAUCAACGAGCUCAAAGCCGUCCAAUCCACCCGCGACACGGCCUACACCCUCGCGGUCGCGAGUAAGGGCCUAGAAGCAGCGUCGAGGAGUGUGAAUUUGGAGAACCUCCUGUCCCAUGCGAAUAACUUCUUGGCGCGGUCGGAGGAUUUCAAGAUUGCGAGUAAUGCCAUCGAGGAGGUGGCGCAGGGGGUGUCGAUGCAGGAGAACGGUCCCGAGGGCCAGGAGGAGGUGGAUCGGUUGAUGCAGAAGUUGGCUGAUAAGGCUGGUGUGGAUUUGAGGAUGACGCUCGAGCAGGAUUCGGCGCCUAAGGAGGAGGUGAGGGAGAGGGCGGCGGCGGAGCCGGUGCAUGCGGAUGCGGAUGUGGAGGAUGCGUUGGGUGCGAGGUUGAGGGCGUUGAGGGCUGGUUCUUAG